Helobdella robusta is the source of this 150-nucleotide messenger RNA. RefSeq lists its product as hypothetical. Gene Ontology annotation, biological process: adenylate cyclase-activating adrenergic receptor signaling pathway. The record is from RefSeq and is a predicted model, not a curated record. Gene Ontology annotation, cellular component: membrane. The annotation marks the transcript as partial. Gene Ontology annotation, molecular function: G protein-coupled receptor activity. Lineage: Eukaryota; Metazoa; Annelida; Clitellata; Rhynchobdellida; Glossiphoniidae. The transcript has a single exon.
GUUGCGGGUGUCAUCGGCAAUUUGCUGGUUGUCAUUUCGGUUAUCAUCGAAAGAAAGUUGCGGACCAUCACUAACUACAUCCUCGUGUCGCUCGCCAUCGCCGACCUCCUCGUCAGUCUGGUCGUCAUGCCUGGUUACAUUGCGCAGGAA